Anopheles coluzzii is the source of this 1964-nucleotide messenger RNA. It is a transcript of the gene fy, whose product is annotated as protein fuzzy homolog. The coding region runs from base 95 to 1309 and encodes 404 amino acids. The transcript is spliced from 3 exons. The record is from RefSeq and is a predicted model, not a curated record. Gene Ontology annotation, biological process: non-motile cilium assembly; vesicle-mediated transport. Lineage: Eukaryota; Metazoa; Arthropoda; Insecta; Diptera; Culicidae.
AACGUCAUCAGUUAUUAUUUAUUUAUUUUUUUUUAUCUCAAAUACUAUUUUUUACUACCUUAACAAAUAAUCUUUAAAGUUAACAUAAAACACCAUGUCUAUUCACUUAAUGUGCCUCACCUCGGAUGGUGGUGUGCCGAUUUACUCAAAGAAAAGAGGUGACAGCGAAACCCUUCCCUUUUCCACUAUUGCCUCGCUGAAUGGCGUUCACAUGUUCUGCAAAUCGCAAGGUGUCGAUCUACCGAUCACCUACCUCGAGGACAGCAUGAUCAUGUGGAAAGAGUUCGAGGGUACGAUCGUCAUGAUCGGCAUUGCGAGGGACAUUACCGAGAAGACGCUUCGCCAUCUGCUGGAUUACUCCUACCAGGCGAUGGUGUUUUGCGUCGGCAUACAGUCGAUCAAGAAGAUUAAGAACAUCGAUCGGUUCAAGCGGGAGCUUAAAAACUACUACCCACUGAUCGACCAGCUGCUGGAGGUGGUCGAGAGCGAUCUCUUCCGGUACGUCGACUGCAUCCUGUGCUCCGAAAGCAUGGGCAUGCUGACGAAGCUGAACGAGUUCAGCGUCCAGAUCGGUUCACCCUUCUGUGCGAUCAUGGUGCGGCAGCGGAUCGCCUGCGGUACCGAGGGCUGGUGGGAUUUGGACGUGAUCGAUCGGAAGCUGCUGAUGCUGCUGCUGAACGCGUCCAGCACGAUCCAGCAGGAUGUGCCCGUCUAUUUGCCCAAAAAGUCGCCCAGCAUUGCGUACCGCUUCAUCAGCAUUCCGCUGACGCAGGGUGUCAGCAUCUGUGCGCUGUGCGGUGCCGAACCGAAGUACGAUGUGCUGCAAGGGAUGAGCCAGCAAUUUUGGAUGAGCGAACUGGACGUGCUGAUUGCGGCAGAACAGAAGUAUCCGAAAAGUUUCCCCGCAAGCGUUGAGCUGGAUGCGCACAUUUUGGGCUUUUUGUUGCUGAAUCGCGAGCACGCCAAGUAUGUGUUGUCGCGGGGCGGCGUACCGGCACUAAACAAUGCCCCGGGGGGUAAGGCGCGAUCGGGUACCAUCUCAGGCGGCUCAUCGGCCCACCGGUUGGACAUACUGCGGUCGUUCUUUCACCAGUCGGUGGACGUGAUGGAGGAUACGCUGCGGGAAGGCGAUCGGGUGAUGAAUCUCGAGCAGUACUGGUGCUCCGACUACCACAAAUGUCACGCACUGAUCGAAGGCAGCAACGUCCUGUGCGUGCUGUACACGUCCGCCAUCCCGACGCACAUUAUGAGGAUAGUAACACAAAAAACACUGAACACGUUAAUAUCGGAUAAGGAUGUGUGCUGGUGAGCUGGUAGCGUCAACGGACUGACCGUAUGCGGAGGGAAACCGGGAGGAGCUUUACUUUAUCAUUCCAUCAUCACCUACAUAAUCGUAAACAUUCGCACAUUCGGUUUAUUUAUAGUGUUCCAUUACAUUACAUUGCCCACUUGUUGCCAGUAGUCGAACGAAAGGAACGAAACAGUGAAACGCUGAUAUUGAUGAUACAGGGGUUUCCAGGAGUUCUCGUAGCUGUGGGACACUAUAUAGACUCUUUCCUACAUGAAAUGAACUUAAUGUAAUGGGAAUUGGACUCUAUAGCACCCUUGUUGGACACAUCCAAUUGGAAUUUCCAAUUGGAAUUUCCAAGGCGCCUUCAUAUGUUAUGAAGUUCACUUCACAUAAGAAAGAGUCAAGGAAGUGUCCCACAACUAUGAGAAUCCCUGGAAAACCCUGUAUUGCGCAUGCGCUUGCGCAACGUACUUUAAAUGUGUCCUCCUACACGUGUUGUAGCUAAGGGCAAUUGGAAUAAUAUCAUACUAAGCAUUGUGGAUAAGACGUUUACUUUAAGUUCGGCUACUUAUCUGGCUAAUGCUUAUGAAGGGGAGUGGGUAAGGGGAAAGUGCAAAUAAAACAAGAAACAAAAUAAACUUUACAUAUAUAGGAGUGAAAUUUUAACAACAUA